Molecule: messenger RNA, 2496 nt
Organism: Oryctolagus cuniculus (rabbit)
Lineage: Eukaryota; Metazoa; Chordata; Mammalia; Lagomorpha; Leporidae
Gene: CRTAM
Product: cytotoxic and regulatory T cell molecule
Biological process (GO): detection of tumor cell; cell recognition; positive regulation of natural killer cell mediated cytotoxicity directed against tumor cell target
Cellular component (GO): plasma membrane
Molecular function (GO): signaling receptor binding
Source: RefSeq, a predicted model, not a curated record
AGGAAGUGGACAGAGUGUCACAGCAGCACAGCACAGUAUGUGGUGGAGGGUGGUGAGCUUGCUGUCCUGGCUCCCCGUGCAAGCGGCCUUCCUGACUAACCAUGUGGACACCAUCACCGUGGAGGAAGGCCAGACGCUCACUCUGAACUGUAGCACUUCUCCCUCCCAGCCCUCCACCCUGCAAUGGCUGGCCCCCUCAGGGUUCACCAUUUAUUUUAAUGACCAUCCUGCUUUAAGGAAUUCUAAAUACCAGCUGCUUCAUCACUCCGCCAAUCAGCUGUCCAUCAGCGUGCCUAACGUCACCUUGCAGGAUGAAGGCGUGUACAAGUGUUUGCAUUACAGGAGCCCUGUGAGAACAAAGGAAGUGAAAGUCAUUGUGUUAGCAAUUCCUUCUAAGCCAACGCUGGAGGCUUCAGUUCUCAGAGGGCAAAACAGAGAAGGUGUUGUACUUCAAUGCUCCACCGCGAGAAGCAAGCCCCCUCCGCAGAUAACCUGGCAAGUAGGGAACGGCGUGGAGUUCUAUGGGGACACCCACCAUGAAUUUGAAAUGGAUGGGAAAACAUGUAAUACCACAAGCAAGCUCCUAGUCCACACAUACAGCAAAAACUCAACAGUGGACUGCAUUAUCCGACACAAAGGCCUGCAAGGGACCAAUCUGGUUGCAUCCUUCCGGUUUAAAGAUUGGGUCGCAGAUCAAGAGGCAACUUCCGAUGCCCUGGAGAAAAGCUCUCUGUCGUCCCAAGGCACGCAGCUUCCUACUAGCACGGGCGCAGUCAUGGAAAAUUCUAGUACUUCAGAGAUUGACAAGGAAGAGAAAGAAAAAACAACUCUGAACCCUGACUUAACCACCGAAGCGAAUCCUCAGUACAUAGGGCUGGUGAGGAGGAAGAGUGGAAUACUGCUGCUCACCCUCGUGUCCUUCCUCAUCUUCAUCCUCCUCGUCAUAGUCCAGCUCUUCAUCAUGAAGCUGCGGAAAGCUCACGUGAUAUGGAAGAAAGAAAAUGAAAUUUCAGAACACACAGUAGAAAGUUACCGAUCACGGUCAAAUAAUGAAGAAACAUCUUCCCAAGAGAAAAAUGAUCAAGCCUCUCACCCUAAGCGUUGCAUGAACUACAUCACACAGCUGUACUCAGAAGCAAAAGCAAAGAGGAAGGGAAGUGUACAAGGUUCAAAACUAAAGGAAAAGCACCCUCAUAUACCAGAGGAUAUCGUAUAGUGCUCCCUGCAGUAGACAACGUGAUGUCAAGGCAGCCGCAUCAUCCGUGGAGCAGCCUCUGGGGAGAAGCAUAAUGACCAUGACCUGAAAAGCAUCCUUUGAGCGCAAUGCAAGACAGUGUCCUCUGAUGAGAAUCUGCCCUCAAGUCAGGGCAGCUGCAUGAGGACCAAAGCAUGGACACGGAGCUCAGAGUUAAAAUAAAAAGAAAAAGAGGAAAAAGAGAAAAGAACCUAUUAUGCCUGACACUACUUCAGAGCUGGAGGAUUCCACCAGGCCUUCUGGAUCAGGGUCAAGGUGACCAGCUAACAUCUUACCUCGAAGGGAACAGGAUUUUUUCUUUUUUAGAUACUAGCCUCUAGUGGGACUACUUAAAAUUUUUCUUCUUAAAAAUCUUUUCAGGGUGGGUGUUGUGGCGCAGCAGGCUAAGCCACUCCUUCAGACGCCCACAUCCCUUGUCAGAGUGCCAAUUCGAGUCCCGCCUCCACUUCCUGUCCAGCUUCCUGCUACUGUGCCUGGGAGGUGGCAGGUGAUGGUUCAAGCACCUGGGCCCCUGCCACCCAUGUAGGAGAUCAGGAUCAGUUCCUGGCUCCUGGCUUUGUCCUGGCAUAGCCCUGGCUGUUGAGGGUAUUUGGGGAGUAAACCAGUGAAUGGAAGCUACCUCUCCCCACCCCUUUUGCUUCCCCCUCCCUUUGUCACAUCCCUUUCACAUAAAUAAGCAAAUAAAUAAAUCUUUUGAAAAAAUCUUUUCUUCUUGUCAUGAAACAAAGAUCUUUGGGAUGGAAAGCACCCACAGAAGAUCUCGGAUCCUGGGAGGGUACUUCGAGGUGGACGGUGAGAUGUCACAAGCACACGAUGACAAUGAAUGAAUCUGACAUUCUGUACACUCACUCCCCGGACACAAGGGAUGAGCUGAAGGAAGGCCCAGUGGUUAGAAUGGCUUAGAUUUUCUUUCUAAAUCAGAUGAGCUAGUCCGUUAGCCAAAGUUUUUACCGGGAUACGCCAUUACAAAAACAUGUACAAAAGAAAAUAAAAGUUUAAUUGAUUAUUAUCCAAAUUAAUGUUUUUUAAAAACUCCUUUAAUAAAGAGCAGAAAAUAGGGGCUGGUACUGUGGCAUAGUGGGUAAAGCACUGCCUGUAGUGCCAGCAUCCCAUAUGGGCAUCAGUUCAAGUCCCAACUGCUCCACUUCUGGUCCACCUCCCUGCUAAUGCUCCUGGGAAAGCAGUAGAAGAUGGCUCAAGUCCUUGGGCCCCUGCACCCAUGUGGGAGACCUGGAAGAAGC